AUGACUAAAGCAAUAGGCACCAGGUGGACACACAGUCUGAGUAGGCAAGCAAAGAAUAUUGCCACCGCCAUCUUUGUACUAUUUACGGUAAAUCUUGUAUACGGUAAUUAUAGUACCUACGGUGUGGGUGUACGCUCAUCGAGCUUGCUAGAGCUAUCUCGACGGACAGGUCUACCGGUGUCUGGCGACACAUAUGACGAUCGAUCUGCAUCGCAAGAUGACGUUCUGUUCUCCUUUGCCGGGCACAGUUCCUAUCUGCCUGCCCAGCUGUUGCAAAAGCACGCAUCAGAAUUUAAUACCUCCGAAUAG
Messenger RNA from Sphaeroforma arctica JP610, 309 nucleotides. RefSeq lists its product as hypothetical. The record is from RefSeq and is a predicted model, not a curated record. The transcript is spliced from 2 exons. The coding region runs from base 1 to 309 and encodes 102 amino acids. Lineage: Eukaryota; Ichthyosporea; Ichthyophonida.